AUGCGAGACGCGUCGCCUACGAUGAGGGUGGUAGAGGACGUUGCUCUGAUGGGCUUGACCAACAGCCUCGUGCUUCUCUACCGGCGAGCAGACGCCGUGUACCUUGUGUACAUGGUGGAGUACUACGACGAGCUUCCUUGCAUGACGGUCUUCAUACACGAUCACGUGUUCGGCAGCUGGCACAGUCAGCUGAGGCCAAUGUUCAAGAGAGCUCGGGCCUUCUACCUCCUCAUGGCAGCGCGUCUAAGAGAUGGAAAGAGCGGCGCGCUUGUGCAUCCCGAGCUCCAGACGUUCCCUUCCUACUCGACGCUUGCUGGCUUCACAGACAACGCCGUGACUUUGAACAGCUGCUACUGCCACGAGCAUAGAGAGCCGCUGUGCUGGGGGGGAUACAAUCUCAACGACUACGAGCGAGAGACGAACAGAUCUCUUCAUAACAUGACCGGUCAAGACUCGCUCGACAGGAUCUAUCAAGCUGUGAUCUCACUACCGGAGCGAUGGAAGUCUCGGAGGGGUCGGUGGCUUGUAUGGGAAGAGCCUCAUCAGGUAUUCCAGCAGUCCGAGAGGCUCUUCGGAUCCUUACAUGCAAGACUGGGGCGAGCAAAGAGUUGGAGGUCGAUCCCGUUUGCGUCAUGCUGUGCGAUGUUCAUAGCGCAGAGGAAGCACAUAAGAAGACAGCCGAAGCAGUUGUACAAGGAGAGCUUGUCCGCGCUUCUGUCGACUCACCUCCUCCCUCACCACACCGGUCGAUGGUUCGAGUUCAACUGGGACAACCUGCUCUUCGAUCCGUCAGGGUCGCUGGAUGCCUCGAGAAGACGUCUGUACGUGGACAUCGAUGACGUUUACGCGCAAGUCUUCAACGAGACCAACGCGGUCGCUGAUCUACAGGAGCUCAUCGACUCAUGA
Guillardia theta CCMP2712 is the source of this 906-nucleotide messenger RNA. RefSeq lists its product as hypothetical. The coding region runs from base 1 to 906 and encodes 301 amino acids. The transcript has a single exon. The record is from RefSeq and is a predicted model, not a curated record. NCBI's taxonomy places the organism in Eukaryota, Cryptophyceae, Pyrenomonadales, Geminigeraceae.